AGCCAUUCUUAAAUGAGGGUUAGAUUCCUCCCCAGUAUCACAUUCCUUGUCUUCCAAAGUUCUUGGCAGGAAAAUCUUUGAAGGUUUUGCAUGGUUGGCUUGCUUAAAACUACUUGAACUGAAUUACCUGGUGGGGCAUACGGGGUUACCAUAAAAUGUUUUGAUCGGGUGAAAUGCACCUGUAUCAGUCCGAGUAGCAGAACCGGGGGAGUAAACGGCUUUCUUACGUGCAGUGAGGUGAGGGGACAGCCCCGCUCUGGGAGCGGUACCAGCAGCCCGGGCGCUGUGGGACGGCAGUGCCCGCUCGGUGCCCGGCCCCGCUGAGGGCUGGCGGAGGAAAGGGGACAGGAUCUUUAAACGCUCUCGGAAAGGCAGGCCGACUUCCAGGGCCCCCUCCCGGCCGGACACGCUGCGCCAACGGCCCAUUGCCGCACGGAACCAGCGCGGCCGCGCGGCCUGGGAGCUCCCCGCGAGGCGCGGGCGGGGGAGCGGGGCGUUGCCGGGCGGCCCCGCCCCGCCCGCCCUCUCUGUGACGCCGCGAGCGUGCCUCUCUGACGCGCCGCCGCACUCCAGAAAGUUCCUGGGAACGCCAUUUUGUAGCGGUCUGCGGAUCGGUACUUGCGGCGUUGAGGCCAGCCAUGGCUGGAGAGAGCGGCGGCUCGCGGAGAGAGCGGCGGCACGCCCGAGCCGCGGAGAUGCGGCAUUCCAGGCAAACCAAUUAUCCUAACUGGGAUAAAAAAGGAAGUCCAGAUCACAGAAGAUGCGACAGUGCUAAUAAGAGAAAGAGGAGAUCAUUAAGUGGUGCACAGGAGAACAAGCACUGCAAAAACAUUCUUUCUAAGCUUCCUGACAGUACCUGUUCAGAAACCAAAUCUGUAAAUGAAAGAGACCAUCACGAACGACGCUAUGUUGAAGAAUACAGAAAUGAGUACAAUCAAGGAUGCGAUACUGGGCAUCACAGCAGCAAAUCAUCGGGUCAUAGUGGGACGAGUAGUUAUAAAAGGAAAUACAAGACACAUCACACUACCUGUCAUUAUCAUCAUUCACAGAAGAGUCAUCGAAGGAAAAGAUCCAGGAGUGUAGAGGAUGAUGAGGAGGGUCACCUGAUCUGUCAGAGUGGAGACGUACUAAGUGCAAGAUAUGAGAUCGUUGCUACUUUGGGUGAAGGUGCUUUUGGAAAAGUAGUGGAAUGCAUCGAUCACAAAGCAGGAGACAGACAUGUAGCUGUGAAAAUAGUAAAAAAUGUUGAUAGAUACUCUGAAGCAGCUCGUGCAGAAAUACAAGUGCUGGAACAUUUAAAUGCAUCGGAUCCCAGCAGCACCUAUCGCUGUGUCCAGAUGUUAGCAUGGUUUGAGUACCAUGGACAUGUCUGCAUUGUUUUUGAGCUACUGGGGCUCAGCACCUAUGACUUCAUUAAAGAGAAUGGCUUUCUGCCAUUUAGGCUGGACCACAUUAGACAGAUGGCGUAUCAGAUCUGCAAAUCUGUGAACUUUUUGCAUCUGAACAAGUUGACACAUACAGAUCUGAAACCGGAAAAUAUUUUAUUUGUGACAUCUGACUAUGUAGAAGAGUACAACCCCAAACUAAAAUGUGAUGAACACACACCAAAAAAUCCAGACAUCAAAGUUGUGGACUUUGGGAGUGCAACAUAUGAUGAUGAGUAUCAUAGCACUUUGGUGUCUACAAGACAUUACAGAGCUCCUGAAGUUAUCCUAGCACUGGGCUGGGCACAACCAUGUGAUGUCUGGAGCAUAGGAUGUAUUCUUAUAGAAUACUACCUUGGAUUCACGGUAUUUCCGACUCAUGACAGCAAAGAACACCUGGCAAUGAUGGAGCGAAUACUGGGGCCUUUACCAAACCACAUGAUAAAGAAAACCAGGAAACGCAAAUAUUUCCAUCAUGACCAACUGGAUUGGGAUGAACACAGUUCUGCUGGUAGAUAUGUCUCAAGGCGUUGUAAGCCACUGAAGGAAUUCAUGACCUGCCAUGAUUCUGACCAUGAGAACCUCUUUGACCUCAUUCAAAAGAUGUUGGAGUAUGACCCAGCCAAGCGCAUUACUCUUGAAGAAGCACUGAAACAUCCUUUCUUCUUCCCAUUGAAAGAGAAGCAAAGGGCGCUGUCUCCUAUUGCUGAGCAGGCUGACACUGAUGUUAGUCCACCAAAGAAACAUAAGAAAUGUUAAAUAUUUAUUGUAUACAGUUAUUUUGUAAAUGCCCUAUUUUAUAUUAUGACUUUUUGGAUAGUGAAGUUUAAUCCAGCUGCUGGCAUAAAAUUUAUUUAAGGAAAA
Grus americana (Whooping crane) is the source of this 2288-nucleotide messenger RNA. RefSeq names its product CDC like kinase 1 (gene CLK1). The transcript is spliced from 13 exons. Gene Ontology annotation, biological process: protein phosphorylation; regulation of RNA splicing. NCBI's taxonomy places the organism in Eukaryota, Metazoa, Chordata, Aves, Gruiformes, Gruidae. Bases 639 to 2183 code for a protein of 514 amino acids. The record is from RefSeq and is a predicted model, not a curated record. Gene Ontology annotation, molecular function: protein tyrosine kinase activity; ATP binding. Gene Ontology annotation, cellular component: nucleus.